This is a messenger RNA of Clupea harengus (Atlantic herring), 866 nucleotides long. RefSeq lists its product as uncharacterized. The record is from RefSeq and is a predicted model, not a curated record. NCBI's taxonomy places the organism in Eukaryota, Metazoa, Chordata, Actinopteri, Clupeiformes, Clupeidae. The transcript is spliced from 6 exons. The coding region runs from base 1 to 666 and encodes 221 amino acids.
AUGAAGUCCUUUGAGAGACUGGUGUUGUCCCACCUGAAGGUCAUCACUGGCCCCCUGCUGGACCCUCUGCAGUUUGCCUACCGGGCUAAUAGGAGGCCUCGUCACUGGCUGAGGAGAUUAUUUAGAAAAAACAAGACUGGGGAUGCUGGUAUACCUGCGAUCCUGGAGCCAAGCCCUGUGUCAGGGGACGUCCCUCAGAUCUCCAGCACAGUAAAGGAGGUUCCCUGUCUGGACACCCCAGGCCCUCUAGUCACCCUAGCUACCCUGGAGUCCUCCACACUGGUCACCCCGGCCUCCCCAGAAACCCCAUCUCCCGGGGCACCCCAAGGAGAGGAGGUCCCCAGCCCGGACACCCCAAAAGGCUGUGACCUCCUGGACCAGUUAAUGGUCCAACUCGUGGAGGAGAGCCGGUCCCCAUCAAGGGGCCGUAAAAAGAGGGCCAGGUCAGCCCCUGUGGCCCUCCUCAUUGCCCCGGAGGCCCCAGAGAGAAAGCCGCAUGUUCUCCCGGCCCAGCAGUUGAAGUGCAGGGGGCUGCCUAACCUCGGACAGACCUGCUAUAUCAACUCCACCCUGCAGUGUCUGUUCGCUCUGCAGCCCCUCUGCAUCCAGCUGCUCCUGCAGGAGGAGACAUGGAGGCAGGAGCCCUCAGCACUGCGCCUCAGGUAAGUACUCAUAUACUCACACACACACGCACUCAUAAACACUCCCCUCACCCCCCUCCCUCUCUACAUAGCUCCUUUGUGUGUCUCUUGGGCCUGAGGACAUCCACGGACAGGGUGCUGAAGGACUGCAUCGCCCUGCGCAACCAUGAAUUCGAGGGGAACUCACAGAACUUGACAAAACACACACAUGAAAUCAGAUGCUGU